This is a messenger RNA of Somion occarium, 1925 nucleotides long. The record is from the annotation of a GenBank genome assembly. NCBI's taxonomy places the organism in Eukaryota, Fungi, Basidiomycota, Agaricomycetes, Polyporales, Cerrenaceae.
ACGAGGUGAGGUCAGUUGCCGGCAAAUGCCGGCCGACCUUGUCGUUGAAUUCGACCUCGAGGUCACCGUCCUCGACGCCCUCGACGAACACGCGUUCCCUCCGCCAUGAGCACCUUGGGGGAGCCCCCUCAACCACGCGAAAUCAAGGAACUCGUUAUAUCUCUGAACGACCUUUUGGACAAGCUGCAUAUACCCAUCUUCGUGGAAACGCCACUAGACCUAACACCUGCGUUGCUUCUAGGAAUCUUGGAAUGUAUUCUACGUGCACGAUUACCCAUUGCACCAAGUAUACGAAGAUCUCGAGAUCUUGUGUCGAAAGUGCAAGCGAUGAAGAUCUUUCUCGGAGUAUUGGAACAUGAUGUUAUUGGAGAGGAUGUCGGACUUUCCGAUGUUGACCCGAGGAAGUUGGCUGUGGGUGAAUGGGAUGAAGUCGUGUUUGUCGGCGAGUUACUUUGUUGGCUUGGAAAGAAGAACGGUAUCUUGCCCCUGGGAGAUGUUCAUGAUAUUGUUGAAGAAGUGGAACGUGAACCUGAGAAUAUUGUCGAAGUGGCUCAUAACCCAGAACCUGCGAAGUUGCGUCCUCGCAUUGCACCACUGUCUACUCAUUCUACUGGAACGAUUCGUGAUAGCAGUGCGGAUAAUACUACAUUGUCUUUCCUUCCCUCAGCAAACCCGGAAUCCGACACCACCAUGCAAAGUCACACUCAUACCUAUACUCAUCCACGAACUCACUCCCCGCCACUCUCGGACUUGGACAUAUUCAACACCACCAUUCGAGACUAUCAAACUAGUCCUGUCCCUUCGUCUUCGCGUCAUAGAUUGGAAUCAGAAUGGACCAGUGAUGAGGGAGAGCCGGAGCCUCAAGAACCCGAAGAGUAUGAGGCGUUCGAAGAGCUCUCGUUCAAUCCAGUUGGUCAUUCGACAUUCCAAGAACCGAUAGAAUCGGAAAAUGAAUAUGAUGAUAGAACAUCAACGACCUCUAGAAUGAAUCGUGACUAUCCGCCUCCCGAUACGGCGCAUAGAACACCGAAGACACGAAUACCAAUUCGGUAUGACGGUUACCUCAAUGAAGUCGAUGAAGAAGAGGAGAUUCGAUCCUUCGAAGCCAGUCGAGACUAUACCCAGCGUAUGGCGGACCUGACAAUUUCCAGUCCAUCCCCCUUUAGCAGAUCGAGUCGUCAAGACAAAGUAGAGAGUGCACGUUAUCCUAGUGGACUAUCCCGAACUUCGACUCCUCGUCGACCCUCAAGUUCGAAUACCACGCCGACAGGACACAGUUCGGUGCCCAGGAUAGUGACCAGACAUAAUUCACCUUCGCAGCAUGCUCUUGCGUUGAUGAGCGAACGAGCGAGGUUAAAAGAGGAGUUGGCACAAAUUAAAGCAAGGAGGAGUUGACGACAAGUUUCUCGACACUAAGAGGAUGGGUGGGGUCAUCAUUUGAGCGUGUCUUGGAUAGCAUGACCUUAAUGAUUGUUUAGCGUUGGAAGGAUUGAUUCUUGGACAUCUUCAAAAUAUCUUCUGGAAUCUUCGGGCUCUGGUCUUCGUUCUGUUCUGUUGGCUUUCGCAUGUCUUGCUUUCGUCUUUUGCUGAUUGGCCUGGACUAUUCUGGUAUUUGGUCGCUUCGUUAUUCCUUUUACUGCGUUGAUACCACAAGGCCGCCGUUCAUAUGACAAUUCGAAACCGACUCGUCACCCGCAAGACCAUCAGCAAUCUCCGAGCGUAUGAGCUGACUCAUGAGGCAUCUGCAAUUCUCCGAGUCCGACGAGCAAGCUCGAGUUUUGCAAUACAAAUGGCCGAGGACCUGGCCCGCAUGGAGGAUACAAGCCGAGUGAGAAACGUCUGGUGCAGUGGGAAGUGUGGAGGAGCAAGAAUAAGAUGGACGGUGGAAGGGUACAUAAUCGACAAUUGACCAGUAAUUUGGCGAG